This is a messenger RNA of Homarus americanus (American lobster), 480 nucleotides long. Its product is annotated as zinc finger HIT domain-containing protein 2-like. The transcript has 3 exons. The coding region runs from base 49 to 465 and encodes 138 amino acids. The record is from RefSeq and is a predicted model, not a curated record. Lineage: Eukaryota; Metazoa; Arthropoda; Malacostraca; Decapoda; Nephropidae.
CCAGCAGCAGCUGUUAUAGUCAACAUUUGUUGGGCGGCGUGAACGACGAUGGCCUCAAUCUCAGAUUCUCACAGAACAUGCAACUUCUGCCACAACAAAUCCCAGUACACCUGUCCUCGCUGCAAUGUUCCAUACUGUUCUUCAAAGUGCUACAAACACCAGAGUCAUGUGCAGUGCUCUGAAGGCUUUUUUGAAGAGAUGGUGAAAGCGGAGCUUGGCAGUGGAACAGUAUCAGAAGAAUCGCGCCAAAAAAUGAUGGAAAUCCUUCAGCGAGUGAAGGCUGGGGAAUCUGGACUAGGUGAAGAUGAGGAUGAACCACUUGAUUCAGAUGAUGAUGAGGAUGAGGAGGAUCUGAAUGUUAGAAUGGCAGGUAUAUGCAUUCCACAUUUAUCAUGCAGUAGUCAUUUUUUUUAUAGUGACUGUAAUGUCUCUCAUCUUUCUCUGAAUCUUAUGUCAGCCCUUUGAAAUGUUCUUAUUUAC